This is a messenger RNA of Salvia miltiorrhiza (redroot sage), 849 nucleotides long. Its product is annotated as ethylene-responsive transcription factor 13-like. Lineage: Eukaryota; Viridiplantae; Streptophyta; Magnoliopsida; Lamiales; Lamiaceae. The record is from RefSeq and is a predicted model, not a curated record. Gene Ontology annotation, molecular function: DNA binding; DNA-binding transcription factor activity. The coding region runs from base 202 to 699 and encodes 165 amino acids. The transcript has a single exon. Gene Ontology annotation, biological process: ethylene-activated signaling pathway; regulation of DNA-templated transcription.
CAAAUUCAAUAUAAAAUUACAUGAAACCAGCUUCAAAGAAAUUACUCACGAUUUAUGAAAUACCUCAGCUUUCUCUCUCAUGCACGAUCUGUUAUAUAUGUAUAUAUGUGUACGAAACACUCUCACUCGAUCACACAGUCACACAAUAUAUCUGCAUAACCAUCUUCUAAUCUCCGUUGCGUUAAUAUCGAGAUCACAAUUAUGGAACAAACAAUUGAAUCAGAUUUCGAUGGUGAUCAUUGGCUCCACUCCAUACAAAACUAUCUUCUUAGCGACUCCGAUUUCGCGCUUCAUGAUAACGCGUCGCCGAUCAGCGACGACGACGUUUCGCAAAUGGUCGACGAGCUGCUACGCGGAGAGGUCGCCGAGUCCGAGUCUUCACCUUCGCCGCAGGCGGCGGCGGCGGCGGCGGAGUGGAAGCGGUACAAAGGCGUGAGGCGGCGGCCGUGGGGGAAGUUCGCGGCGGAGAUAAGGAAUCCGGAUAAGAAAGGGGCGAGGCUGUGGCUGGGGACGUACGAGACGCCGGAGGAGGCCGCCGUGGCGUAUGAUCGAGCCGCUUUCAAGCUGCGCGGCUCACGGGCUCGGGUCAACUUCCCGCAUCUUAUCGGGUCGGGCAUUCCGGAGCCAACCCGGGUCACGAAGAGGAAACACGCGGAUUUUAAGAAAAUGGAUUGUACACAAACACAGUCGGAUUAUUAGGGUUUUCUUAAUUUAGUAUUAAUCCUAUAUUAAUUAGGAUUAAUUUGCUUCAGCCUUCAUCCAUAAGGCUUUGUAAUUGCACGUUAAUUACCUGAUCAUCAACCAACCACGAGAUUAUAUAUAUGAAGAGUUGGAAUUUGGUUUGUGGCG